Messenger RNA from Ectocarpus sp. CCAP 1310/34, 1897 nucleotides. Lineage: Eukaryota; Phaeophyceae; Ectocarpales; Ectocarpaceae. The record is from the annotation of a GenBank genome assembly.
AUCAUCCCCCAGCACUACCGCCGGCACUCUCACACCAGCAGGACGGUUUACACAGCAGGACGGUGACCUCGGCUGUCUGACUAGGGUUAGGGUUACAGUUUCACCGCCCAGCACUUGCUAUUUUCGCCUGCUGAUACGUUCACGCUGUGCUUAUUUUGUGCUUCAUGCGAAACAGGAAAACGGUAUCAAGGCGGUGCUGUUCCCAAGAUCCGACUAGCUAUCGGGUUGCGGAUGAUGGCCGGCGCUUCGUAUCUUGAUGUCGUCGUGCUGUUCGGCGAGUCCAAGGAGACGGUCUUCAGCAUCUUGUGGCAGGUGGUGGAUGCCAUCAACAGCACAGCAGAGGUCGGGCCGUUCUUUUUUCCGCAGAGCGAGGAUGAGUGCCCGGCAGGCGGCAGAAUGGGAGGUGCGGACAUGAUACACUAGUUUACAGCAGCGGGGUAGAUUGCAUGUUUGCGUUCCAGGUAGGUAGGUGAUUAUGAUGCUGUGAACGAACACAUGACCGUGUUUGGUGGCGGUUUAGUUUCAACAUUACUUCGAAUAUAGAUUACAGUAUGCGAACAGACUUGCGUGCGAACAUGGCCAAGAACAGGCAGGGCGGCGAAAACGGACAGAAAGGUGUUGUGCUGUGGUAUGCUUUCCGGGUCUGGUGUCGGAAGUGCAGUCAACUUCACCUCUUUCGCGGCUACAAUAUAGGCCUCCUAACAUGUAUGGUACAUAAGCAAGGCACCAAUGCUGCAGAGUCUGCCCCAACACAAAUGACGCGGAUUGCAUUGAUGCAUGCAUGUCGAUCCUCCGCUGGGCAAAAUAUCCUGCUUGUCUCGACGCACUGAGUAAGGAGCGAGCGGGAAGCACUUGUGACAGCACCGGGAAACCUCUAUAUCUUGUGUCCACGUUUCGGCUUGAUGCAUGGUGAAAUGAGCUCCAGUCUACAGGGAAUAUAGGCACAAACAGUCGCACUUUAUUGAUUGGCAUGUCUAGGAGAGGGCUCGGCUUUAAUUGCUCGCACAUCCCUGUACGUUUUUUCUGGGGCAGUCGAUUGGCUUGCCGCUGCCUGACAAUCUAACUUGAACGAAUCUAAGAGCGCCUCUGUUGUGUCCCUCCCCGAGUGCCAUGUCUGUCCUCAGGAAAAAAGCACGGGCGGCGCCUUUCAAGGUGUGGUAGCUGCGGGGGAUGGCCUCUUCGUGAAGACUCUUGCUCCGACUGCCCUCAAUACUCCGAACGUUCUCUCGUGUUAUUCUGGGAGCAAGUGCGGCUACGGGAUGAACGUACAGGCGAUGCCAACUACGGGUUGUGCAGCAUGUCUUGCAUUGCACCCGGCUCGACCAAUGACUGGACGGCAUGGAACCAUUCGGAUCUAUCCACAGCGGUGAAAAACCUGCCGCCAGGCUUCUACAUGCUCGGAGACGCGGCUUACCCCCUAAGCGACCACCUGUUGACUCCGUACCCAGGGAGGGGACUGCCGCUAGACAAAGACGCGUUCAACUUCUAUCUGAGCCAACUCAGAGCCAGGAUCGAGCAAGCGUUCGGCAUUCUCGUCGGCCAGUGGGGCAUCCUGUGGGAGCCGUUGCGUGUUCAGUUCGCUGGGCGCUGCGACCUCAUCACGGCGCUCUUCCGCCUCCACAACUCUCUCCGGGACGACAAGGUCACACCAAUCCACCGGUCGGAAGAAGACGCGGAGGUGGUCCAGCUACGCCCCCACCUACUCGGCGACAAGACUGCCAGGAGCUUUCAGCACGAGCACCACGGACGCGCAGAAACCGACCAGGUCAGGCGAAGUCUCCACGCGCAAGGGGAUCACGAUGAUGCUGGACAACAAGCGCCAGUACCGCCCAAAGCACAAUUCGGUGCGCAACGCAGCGAGGAAGACGUUAGGGAUCGAACGCGGGCGGGCUGCGGU